Messenger RNA from Cicer arietinum (chickpea), 1441 nucleotides. Its product is annotated as GDSL esterase/lipase At5g55050-like. Gene Ontology annotation, molecular function: hydrolase activity, acting on ester bonds. The record is from RefSeq and is a predicted model, not a curated record. Lineage: Eukaryota; Viridiplantae; Streptophyta; Magnoliopsida; Fabales; Fabaceae.
UUUCACAUUUGUCCACUUUUUGUAUCUAUAAAUAUCUAACAAACAUUUCUCAACCUCCACACACUACAAAGGAAAAAGAAAAAGAAAAAAAAAAAUCCAAAAUGGAUUCCAUAGUUAUGAUGAGGAAUUCCUUUUUAUUUAUCACUUUUUUUAUAUUCAACUUAGGAUUCUUAGAUGCUCAAAAGACUCCAGCUAUUUAUGUGUUUGGAGACUCACUUGUUGAUGUUGGAAACAAUAAUUACUUGACUCUUUCUCUUGUAAAGGCAACUCUACCUCACUAUGGCAUUGAUUUUCCAACUAAGAGACCAACUGGGAGGUUUAGUAAUGGCAAAAAUGCUGCUGAUUUGAUUGCUGAAAAAGUAGGCCUGCCCACUUCACCACCUUACCUCUCUCUAAUAUGUAAGGUUAAAAACAACAACAACAAGAAUGUAUCCUUUUUGAGUGGUGUUAACUUUGCCUCUGGAGGUGCUGGAAUAUUCAAUGGCACCGAUGAUAAUUUUAGGCAAUCAAUACCUUUGACAAAGCAAGUGGACUACUAUUCACAAGUGCAUGAUCAAUUGACACAACAAAUAGGAGCAUCUACCCUUCAAAAACACCUCUCAAAAUCUAUUUUCAUUGUUGUGAUUGGAAGCAAUGAUAUCUUUGGUUACUCUAACUCAAUGGAUCUUCAAAAGAAAAACACUCCACAACAAUAUGUGGAUUCCAUGACUUCCUCACUAAAAAUACAACUACAGAGAUUAUACAACAUUGGUGCAAGGAAAUUUGAGAUUGUUGGUGUUAGUGCAAUUGGAUGCAGCCCUGCAUAUAGGCUCAAGAACAAAACAGAAUGCUUUUUAGAAGCCAAUUUAUUGUCAAUUAAGUAUAAUGAAGAGCUUCAAUCCAUGUUGAAGGAAUGGAAAUUGGAGAAUAAGGACUCAAGUUACUCAUACUUUGAUACUUAUGCUGCACUCCAAGACCUCAUUCAUAAUCCAACUUCUUAUGGAUUUGUAGAUGUGAAAGAUGCAUGUUGUGGACUUGGUGAGCUGAAUUCUCAGUUUCUAUGUACACCAAUUUCAAUUCUUUGCUCCAAUAGAAAAGACCAUAUCUUUUGGGAUCAAGUCCAUCCUACUGAAGCAGCUACUCGCAUAAUUGUGGAUACACUUUUUAAUGGACCUUCAAAAUAUACAUUUCCUAUUAAUAUGGAACAACUACUAGCUCUUUGAAUUAAUUUCCAAAUUAGCUAGUAGUUCCUCCAAUUUCAUUUUUUGUAAUAUUGUUUGGCGAUUAUUUGUUAUCCAACAAUAAUCGAAAAAAUUAUUGAAGUAAUUAGUUUAUGUAGUUGUAUUAGCUAGAUGGAGAACAUGGAUUUUUUUUUUUUUUUGACAAAGAAUGUAGCUUCUAUGAGCAUAUAAAAUAUUGAGUAAAAUAAAAAGAGCAUAUAAAAUAUGUAAUUUUGAUUGUA